AUGUCCUUAGCUAUACCGAUCACUAUAGCUUUCUCCUGCUACAAUUCGAUCGUUACAGCACCAGCACCUUCUAAACAGUCAGAGGCAGGUGCGCUUUUCUACAGCGGGCGGUGGCCUCCCUCUGUCACUACCUUACCUCAUUGCGAAUGGCCUGGGGUAUUAUGCGACGCCUAUGGGAGCGUCAACGGGAUUCGCUUGCCAUAUGAGUACCAAAUAGGAGAUAAUCUCAGGGGUAUUAUUCCUAAUAGUGCUUUUCCCGACGACAAAGAUUUGACCCAAUUUUCUGAAACCCAAGGCCGCAAAAGAAGGUCUAGCAAUAUUGAUUUUAUGGUGGUGUUCAUUCCACUUGUUGUGAUUUCUUGUAUAGUGGUCGAAUAUUGCUUUCUAUUUCGACAUGCAACAAAAACAGAGCAACCAGAGACUACAGAGAAAAAUGGAAAUUUCUUGUCAAUAUGGAAUUAUGACGGGAGGAUUGCAUAUGAAGACAUAAUUGAUGCAACAGAGGACUUUGAUCUUAGAUAUUGCAUCGGGACUGGUGGUUAUGGUAGCGUCUAUAGAGCACGAUUGCCCAAUGGGAAAGUUGUGGCAUUGAAGAAACUUCACUGUCCUGAAGCAGAGGACCCGUCCUUCGACAAGAGCUUUCGAAAUGAAGUGAAACUCUUGACAGAAGUAAGGCAUAGAAGCAUAAUCAAGCUCCAUGGUUUCUGCUUACACAAGCGAUGCAUGUUCUUAGUUUAUGAAUAUAUGGAAAAUGGGAGUCUAUUUUGUGCUUUGAGAGAUGACAUUGAAGCUGUAGAAUUGGAUUGGUCCCAAAGAGUCGAUCUCGUUCGAGAUAUGGCACAUGCUUUGUCUUACAUGCACCAUGAGUGCACUCGGCCAAUUGUUCAUCGAGACAUAUCUAGUAAUAACAUCUUACUUAAUAGUAAAAUGCAAGCUUUUGUAUCAGAUUUUGGCACUGCGAGACUUCUAGAUCAUGAUUCCUCAUCUAACUUCACUGCAAAUAUCGCUGGCACCUAUGGAUACAUUGCACCAGGGUGGGGUGCCGCACAUAGUUAUGUGGGCCACGAUGAAGAGGGAAAAGUUGACCCUCGUGGGGCGGGCGGCUAA
This is a messenger RNA of Eucalyptus grandis, 1107 nucleotides long. Its product is annotated as MDIS1-interacting receptor like kinase 2-like. Bases 1 to 1107 code for a protein of 368 amino acids. Gene Ontology annotation, molecular function: ATP binding; protein kinase activity. Gene Ontology annotation, biological process: protein phosphorylation. Lineage: Eukaryota; Viridiplantae; Streptophyta; Magnoliopsida; Myrtales; Myrtaceae. The record is from RefSeq and is a predicted model, not a curated record. The transcript has 3 exons.